AUCAUUUGUGUUGUACCAUAAGAAAAAAGCGUUGGUUAAUGUGGAGAGUAUUCAGGUGUAAUUAUCCCUCGAGUAAUGAUAUGAGUUGCAAAAUCAGAGCUAAACGGAAAAUGUAAUAAAAAAUUUCGCAUUAAAUUCGAAAGUUUAGUUGAAUUUUUUUUUUAGUCUAAUAAACAAACGAAACGCAAUAUUUUCAAAUGUGACAUUACACGUAGUUAACUCAUAUUCAUCUUGAGGGAUUCUAGAGAAAGUCCGGUGAAAGUUUUAAAUGUGGUAUGAGGUAUAAAUAUUCGUCACCUUCAUCUUUCGCGGUCCAUUCGACAGUGAAUCCUCAAUGAAUUCAGUUGUCACGAACGAAAUGUAAAUUAGUCAAUGAUAAAAUUCAAUUAAUCAUCAUAAUCAAGUAUUUUCGUUAAUUGUGUUCUACAACUGGAUAAAAUUUUUCCCAAAUGUUUCAGUAGUGAUACCACGUAAUCAUGGAAAACAAAGAUUUUCUCGAGUUCGGAAAAGCGACACUUGACUUCAUUGUCAACUACAACGAUACCCUGAGGGAAAGAGAUGUUCUCCCAAGUGUUGAGCCUGGUUAUUUGAGCGAAUUGGUACCAGCUGAAGCUCCAAAGAAACCAGAAUCAUGGCAGGAAGUUUUGAGUGAUGUAAAACGCGUCAUAUUACCAGGAGUAACCCAUUGGAAUUCACCACGUUUCCAUGCCUACUAUCCAACUGCCAACUCCUACCCAGCAGUGGUGGGUGAACUGAUGAGUGCCGGAAUAACAACACUCGGAUUUUCCUGGAUAUCAUCACCUGCCUGCACCGAACUUGAAGUUGUAACAAUGAAUUGGUUGGGAAAAAUGAUGGGACUGCCAAAAGAGUUUCUGAAUUGUAGCGAAGGACCUGGUGGCGGAGUUCUCCAGGGUUCCGCGAGUGAAUCAACUUUGGUGGGCCUUUUGGCAGCGAAAGAGCGUAUGGUUAGGCACAUGAAACGUCAAGAUCCGAACUUGGAUAGUGGCCUGCUGAAGGCUAAAUUUGUAGCCUACACCUCAGAUCAAUCGAAUUCGUCCGUUGAGAAGGCGGGACUCCUGGGCUCAAUGCCGAUGAGACUGUUGCCAGUUGACGAAAAUUGCUCACUUCGAGGAAAAACUCUGCUGGAGGCGAUGGAAAAAGACAGGAAAGCUGGCCUCAUUCCUUGUUACGUUGUUGCAACCCUCGGUACAACUGGCACCUGUGCAUUUGAUAACUUGAAUGAAAUUGGACCAAUUUGCAAAGAGAAUAAUGUCUGGCUUCACAUAGACGCUGCUUAUGCAGGUGCUGCUUUCGUAUGCCCUGAAUACCAACACCUAAUGGCUGGAAUUGAAUAUUCUGAUUCCUUCAAUUUCAAUCCACACAAAUGGCUUCUCACUAAUUUCGAUUGCUCGGCCAUGUGGGUGAAAGAUGCUGGACAACUCAUCAAUGCCUUCAACGUCGAUAGAAUUUAUCUGGCUCAUGACAAACAGGGACUAGCACCUGACUACAGGCACUGGCAAAUACCUUUGGGCCGUCGAUUCAGAGCUAUGAAAUUAUGGUUUGUAAUGAGAUUAUAUGGAGUCGAGGGUCUCCAAAAUCACAUACGUCAUUCAAUAGAGAUGGCAAAGAGAUUUGAAUCGCAUGUGGUAUCUGACAACAAUUUUGAGCUGGUUACACAGAGAUCUAUGGGCCUCGUCUGCUUCAGAAUGAAGGGUGACAAUUCACUGACACGCCAACUCCUUGAUAGAUUGAUGGCGAGAAAGCACAUCUACCUGAUUGCUGCGACUUAUCGAGAGAAAUUGAUAAUUCGUUUUGCAGUAUGCACUCAUCUUACUAAAGCUGAGGAUAUUGAUUUCGCAUGGAACGAGAUAAAGGGUCAGGGGGAUGAAAUACUAUCAGCGAAAUUGAAACAGGAACAGAUCGCAUUGAAAAAUGAGGAGGAAGAUUUAACAAGUGAGUAUUCUGGUAAAGAAGGAGGAAUCACAGCUCGCUUGAAGAAUAUGAAGAUUGAAAAUGCGAAACCAACACAAAAAAUAUCGUAAUGAAUUGUCGCUGUUAACGGGACCACAAACAAUCGAUUUAAGUUUUUAUCUUAAGUGUUAAUUAUCCCAUGAAACUAUUCUAAUUAUUUUUAACUGGUUAAUGAUUAUUGUUAUGCACUUGUGCAAUGAGUGAUAAAUCGUAAGAAAAAUAAAUAAAUUGUGAUCUGGA
Messenger RNA from Diachasmimorpha longicaudata, 2211 nucleotides. Its product is annotated as aromatic-L-amino-acid decarboxylase-like. The transcript has 9 exons. Gene Ontology annotation, molecular function: aromatic-L-amino-acid decarboxylase activity; pyridoxal phosphate binding. Lineage: Eukaryota; Metazoa; Arthropoda; Insecta; Hymenoptera; Braconidae. Gene Ontology annotation, biological process: amino acid metabolic process; catecholamine metabolic process. Bases 477 to 2042 code for a protein of 521 amino acids. The record is from RefSeq and is a predicted model, not a curated record. Gene Ontology annotation, cellular component: cytoplasm.